UAUUCCUGGAAGUAUUAUCGAUUAGGAUUGAUCACAUAUGACGAUAAUUCAUUAUGUUAUUGGAACAACAACAUGUAUUUUUCACUCAUCCAUCAUGUCUCCGUAGCGUUACUCUUGGUAAUAUUAACAGCAUCUAUUACUGUACAACAAGUUGUUGAUCUAACCAGUGAAAACUGCAAUACUGAUAUCCUGUCGACAAGCCCAAAUGAAGACGUUCAACUCAUACUAGGCAGGAAUGAAAGCGGUUACGUUACCGACAUUGACGGCUGCUAUUAUAUAGUUAAACUACAAUAUAGUACCUACAUACGUAACAAAAUAGAAGUGACAGUUUCCUUGGAGAGCAUGCUUGAUUGUGGAUUUAAAGUAGAAAUCUACCCAGGAGAUCCUAUAAUUAAUAGAAAAAUCGAGACUCUAGAUUGUGAUUCUAAUCCUGCAUGGACAGGUCAUUUUCCCACCAGAGCCAUAUUUCUGCGGUAUGUUCGUUAUGUUUUGAAUACCACAACAGACAUUAAUAAUAUCAGUACCAGAUUUGACAAGAUGAUGACUAAUAUCACAUUUCAGCCCUGCUGGUCAUGCUAUAAAACGCCUACAUUUUAUGGAAUACCAAAAAAGAGGCUAACAGAUUAUUGUGGACGUGAAGUUUGUCUCGGCGAUAGAGAUGUAGAAUAUUUAUACAAGUUUCCAAACUAUAACAAUUAUGGAGGGUGUCCACCAUGUCGGUCUAUAACUUUUGAUGUCAAGGAUUCCGCUCAAAUAUGUUUUGAAUCACAUCCGUACAUGUUUACUUGGGGAACAGAUAUAUGUCAUGUCAAAGUGAAAAUUGAUAACAACUCUGUAUUGGUAUUAAAAGACAGUUUGCAGAAAAAAUGGUGUCUCCCUUGGAAUAUAAAACACAAAAGAGUUGAAUUUACCUUUGGUAACGAUUCUAGCUGGAGUUGUAUAGGUACAACAAGAUGCAAUGUUGAAAUUCGAAUCAUUCCUGAAAAUAGAGAUACAUAUGUAUGUCCAAUUCCAACACCUAAACCAAAAGAAUGGUCGUCAUGGAACGAAGGCUUUGAUGACACGGAUUGGAACUCGCCAUCUGAUGAUGAUGACGAUGAUAGUGAAAACCAAACAGUAAUCAUUGCCCUAAUAAUUUCCUCUAUUUUAAUAAUGAUGUGUGGAUGUUUUUGUAAAUAUAAGUGUAAAAGAACUAGUGAGGAGAGCGAACCAAGGCGUGUUAUAAAUAUGCAAUACAUGCAGAACAAUAUAUAUCAAAGAAAGGCCGACCAACCGACAGGGUCUGAAUCCAGCGACGAAGGUCCGGGUAAUUCAGAAAUCAUCAGAGACGUUCGUCAUAUUCCCGACAUACAAACAUGGGCCGCAUCAUUUGCAAAUGACAAUUCAGAAACAAUGCGUGACCAGCAAUUACAGGAAACCACACAAGAUAACUCUGACUUAGACUCACACCCACUAGCAUCAUGGUCAGAAAACAUUGAAGAUCACGAAAGAGAUCCUCCUCCUUCAUAUGAUGAGGUCUGCAGAUAUUACCAGCCUUCUUGAAGUUUUGUUUACUAGCUAUGCAUCCAUCGUAUGAGGUGAUCUCAGCCUUUCUUCCGUUUUGUUUACCACCUUUCCCUCGUAUAAGGAGGUCUGUAGAUAUAACCAGUCUUCUUUUCUGAGGUUUUGUUUACUUGAUUUGCCUCCUUCAUAUGAGGUUGUCUGCAGAUAUUACUAUUCUUCCUAACAAUUUGAUUCACUGUAAUGUAAAAUUAAAGAAAUGUUAUACAAUAGAAUGCAACAGUUUAAAUAGUUAUGACAAUGCUGAUAUUCAAGAGAAAAAGAUGAAGACGAAACAGUACCGAGUCUUGAAGUGUCCAUACAAUUUACAUGUUUAUCCGGAUUACAAUUGAUUUUGUGGACAAUUUAAGUAACUUUCACGACAUCCGAUAUCCUGAAAAGACGAAAAGAAGAAACAGCACUGGGACAUAACAUGUGUAAGCCCUUACAUUCAACAUGUUUAAUGUAAAGGUGUAUUUUGUUGGUUAUUCUAACAUGACGUUCUUCAAACGCUUUGAGUACACACCUGUGGUAAAAUACGAAUAUAUUGUUUGUGCUGUUCCGAUCGUACUCCCAGUUGGAAAGCAGGUCACGGUUUGACCCCAAGUCUAUCAGCAACAAUAGAGGUCACGUAACCGUGAAAAUUCAGUAAAACUACGGAUGAGACAAACCUCAUUUUUACUCACCAAAAUACAAAUGUCAUAGUAAAAACUUAUUGAUGAAAAUAAUCUUGAAUAUUCAUAGUUUUAUCUCGUCAAAACUUACACACCAACUCAAAGCCCUUUAUUCUUUAUUUUAUCUUCAAACUUGAUGUUUGUGUGAAAAUUGUCAAGUGUCAUGAUCGAAAAAUCUAAAUAUUUUCGAGGAAACUAAAAAUGAUGGGCUGAAUUUAAAUUUAAUAAAGCAUUUCAUUAAGACAAACGCUCGAUAUGAAUAUCUAGGCAAGAGAAUUUUGGAUACGCAAACGUCAAGUUAUUUCCAACACGAAGCGGUAGUUUUUUUACCGAUUUGUGCAAGUGGUUAAUAUCUCCCCUUGAUAUCACCAGUCAAAAAUGAAAACCCAGCAAAAAUAAAAUACAAAGGCUUUUAUUUUACAAAAAUCAAGAAGAAAAUAAACGAAACUCGAUUUACAACUAUGUUAUUAUAAUAUUAAGAAGAGAUACUUCCCUACUUUUCAGAGAAGGAUUAGAUGUAAAAAUAAAAAGAGAAAAAAAAAGUAAAAAUUAAAAACUGUCACCAAUCAUGUACAUGCUGUAGAAACCUAACGUUAGCUAUAUUGAUAUAAAUUAGCUCUGGCUAAUGAAAUUAAAUUAGUAAUUUUUAUAAUGGUAUAUGCCUUAUGGGAUCACUCCUAGUAGAAUUUUUUUUAAACACUUCUAAUAAUUAUUAAUGCAAUAAAACAUAUUUUAUACAACUUGAAUAAUCUUUCUGAAAAUGAAAAUAAUAAAUAGUACAUGUAGUAGAGUACGGGACCACGGGUCACAAUAAGUUACUUCAAAGUAAAAGAGCCUUUAAACUCAAGCCUAUGUUUCUUAGUUGAACAGUACUGUACUGCCUAGAAAAUAUCCUACAGAAAAAGGAUAAUUUUACCAAAAAUAUUGACAGAAAUUCUGUAAAAAAAAAAUGCUUAAUAAAAGUGAAAAUGACAUAAUUUUGAGUUUUAAAAUCAUUAUUAUCGUAAAAUUCAACUAUUAGAGUAGCUAGCACAGUAGCCCAUGUCUAAUUUCUCAGGGUAUUUUAUAGAUUGUGAAAGUAAACUUUUGAAAAAAGGGGCUUCUUUUUCACAGGUUGCUGUAUCAGCAGCUUUACAUAAUUAUAAACAAAAUAUUGUAUAUUUUACCUGAAUAAUUGGAUAUUUAUAUCACAAAUGAAAGUUGGUGGGACAAAUCGUGUGCAUUUUACUUAAUGAGCAAUCGUUAUGGAUUAUUAAAUUUGACAAGAAUUUGCCAUUUGAAUAAAUUCAAUUUUGUAAGAACACAUCUCUAUGAAUUAACUUCUUGUUUGACUUGAUAAGCUAGUUUUUGCUCUUAUUAAUGUAGCUUACUUAGUAAAGAGAUAAUUAAAUAAGCAAGGUUUUGAACUUAUAAAAUAUAAAUAUAAUUAACUGACCGUCAUUUCCUUUUUCAUAUGUUUUUUCCUCCAGAAAUUUUCUUUCCAAUGCACUUUCUAUUGCUAUUUUUUGUGCUUUUGUCCAUCCAUAGGCUAUCAUGAAUUUAAGAUGACUGGAAAAAAUCAUUUAUUGUUUUAAAAUAUUAGUUUUUGGUGUCGAAGGAAUCCUGCAAAAGUAAAUGUAUGCAAAUAUUACAUGUCUAAUGGAAACAUUAAAGUCUUGUCCUUUGAACUUAAACAAUCUCUUUUAGACUUGCAUUUUAAUCACUCUUAUUCAUUUAGCAUUUUCAUUAUUACAUGUGAUCUAAAACAUAAUUAUGAUAUUAACUUAGCACUCAGAAACUGCUCUGAAAUACUUUUAAUAUGCAUAGUUAUAUAUUUUUUUAAAUAGAAGAAGAAAAAUAUGAGAUCGAAUCUUUCUCCAUGUUAUUCAUUCGCAAGUUCAUGAUUAUUAACCAUUUUUAAAAAUAAUUAUCAAUUGGUUUAACGUUAGGCUUAUUUUUAUGAUUUGAUUCCAUUCAGUAGAACUUGCAAAAAGUUGUUAUAUUAUUUUAAUAGUUUAGUUAUACAAAGUCAGAUUGCAAACCAAUUUCCUUUUAUUUCAUAUUAUGAAGAAUUUACAUUGAGAACACUUUGAUUAUUAUUUUUUUUCAAGUAUUAGUACUGAAAGGGAAUUCAUUUUGACCCAUUGUCUAGAUCCAGUAUUCAUGCAUAUUUUGGCUAGCCCUAGUCUUUACGUAGUAGAAAUUUAUUUCUGUGUUGAUAAUAAUUUUGGUUACAGCAAGAAAGAUAUUUACCAAAAUAUUAAAGUAACUCUAGAUCUUGGAAUAAUAUAUUAUGGCACAGAGUAACAUUGACUAAAAUAUUAAAGCCCUAUUUCAGUUCUGAAACUGUUUAAAAAUGAUAAAAUGUGUUUACCUAACUGUUUUACAUAUGUCUGUAGCAUCAAAAUAUAUUUAGUAAAAAGAUAAUUAAUUA
Molecule: messenger RNA, 4626 nt
Organism: Mytilus californianus (California mussel)
Lineage: Eukaryota; Metazoa; Mollusca; Bivalvia; Mytilida; Mytilidae
Exons: 8
Coding region: 73-1542 (489 amino acids)
Source: RefSeq, a predicted model, not a curated record